Messenger RNA from Choloepus didactylus (southern two-toed sloth), 2915 nucleotides. It is a transcript of the gene DNALI1, whose product is annotated as dynein axonemal light intermediate chain 1. Lineage: Eukaryota; Metazoa; Chordata; Mammalia; Pilosa; Megalonychidae. The record is from RefSeq and is a predicted model, not a curated record. Gene Ontology annotation, molecular function: dynein heavy chain binding. Gene Ontology annotation, cellular component: filopodium; axoneme. The transcript has 5 exons. The coding region runs from base 331 to 1101 and encodes 256 amino acids.
AUUCAAAGGAUUCCAACCUAAUCGACACUAAUACAUCUGCCCCCACAAGAUUGCAUUAAGAACAUGUCAUUUUGGGGGACAUAAUACAUCUAAACCGGCACACCUUCUCAGCUCUUUUUAAUGUAAUGCAGUUUUUGUGUACUGUAACAUAGUUUUUGAAGGCUAUGAUGAGAAGGGGAAACAGUAAGAAAGACCAUGACCUCCUUACAGGUGGAGGUCAAAGGAGAGGAGGGAAUGUUUCAGUUGCUUCCCUCCCAUCAAUAGUAUAGAAGUCCUCUCCCCCAUGACCCCUCCCCUCAGGUGGCUUCCUUGUGAUUCCAGUACCUCGCCAUGUCACUGGCACAAGGUUCAUUAUGGGGGGACUGUGCGGGCACAUACCUCCUAAGUACUCACCUACCCACCCCAUAUACACAUUCAUCUCCUCCUGGCCUACACAAGGUUUAUGGUGUCCAGUGCCUCCCACCUCACAAGCCAGUGGGGGACUUCCCGCUGGAUCUUCUGUCAAGAUCAAGCAACAACCACCAUAAGUCUGUCCUCAACAUGUUGGGAGGGGAGUGGGUGGAAGACACUCACCUAUGGAUCCAGCAGGUGUCCAGCACCCCCAGCACCAGGAUGGACGUGGUGCACCUCCAGGAGCAGUUGGACCUGAAGCUGCAGCAGCGGCAGGCCAGGGAGACGGGCAUCUGCCCUGUCCGCAGAGAGCUCUACUCCCAAUGUUUUGAUGAACUGAUUCGUGAGGUCACCAUCAACUGUGCGGAGCGGGGCCUGCUGCUGCUGCGUGUCCGGGAUGAGAUCCGCAUGACCAUCGCCGCCUACCAGACUUUGUACGAGAGCAGCGUGGCCUUCGGCAUGAGGAAGGCGCUCCAGGCCGAGCAGGGGAAGUCAGACAUGGAGAAGAAAAUUGCAGAAUUGGAAACAGAAAAGAGAGACUUGGAGAGGCAAGUGAACGAGCAGAAGGCAAGAUGUGAGGCCACCGAGAAGCGGGAGAGUGAGAGGCGACAAGUGGAGGAAAAGAAGCACAACGAGGAGAUUCAAUUCCUAAAGCGGACGAAUCAGCAGCUGAAGGCCCAACUGGAAGGCAUUAUUGCACCAAAGAAGUGAUGAUUUCCAUAUGGGUCUCAGCAAGCUCUACCACCCCAUCACAAGCCCUUUGUAAUAAAAAGCUAGUUUCAUGAGUGAACACACCAUACCCCCUGAUCACCAUCUACCUAUUUGUCAGAAGUCCCACUAUUGCCCCAGUAUUAUGAACCACCUAAGGUCUGGCAGCCAGGUUCCUGGUUAGGUAGUGGAAGGUGAUGUCUCAGGAUAUGGCUUACUGGCCAAUCUUGGGAUUUUCUAGUAAGGCCUAGAAUUUACCCCUUUCUGUUCACCUUCUUAAGUGAAGCAACUGCUUUCUCAUGAUCAUUCCUUAUCAUCACUUAUUUCUGGCCAAAUGGAACUGCUUCUCUGUCCCCCAUGCUUUUGGUCCACAAUUCAUCUUGUUCUUUAACAUGGGCUUCUCUGGCUUCAAUCCUUCCUUUAUUUGAUGUCUUUUCAUCCCUACUCUGGUGCAGCUCUAGUACCUCAUUUUGGAGCUUUGGUUUUAUAUCAUCUCAUCCCUACCUGCCAAAUUAACUGUACCCCUUCAUCUUUAGUUUCUGAGUGCCUAGGUUAGGAAACAAUGGCAGAGUCAAACCCAUGGCUUUUGAGAAAGUCAAUGUUUUUUGGAAAAAAAUACUAGUCACAGGCAUCCAUCAGGAGCUGGUUGUAUCUCAGCUCCUCCUCCACCAUUAAUUUGAUUUGUCUACCAUAUUCUGCAGAAAAUCAAACUCUGACCCUUCACCCCUCAAAUCAGCUAUGUUUAAUUAGCAACUGAAGAGGUAACAAACUUACAUGCAAUUCUAAUUAUCAAUGGCCAGGCUAUGGCCUGUAACUGCAUUUCCUCUUAAGUUAAACCAAAAACUUGGAGGCUCAGGACCUUCCUGCUUUUGCAGGCCCAGAAGACUGAAUUAGCAAUGUUUAUCUUUAAUUCGGGGUAGACCAGGGUGGGCUAGGGCAGCAAGCUGGGUGACUUCUGUCCUUUAGCCAAGUUCACAAGUUACAUAACUGAGAAGGCAUUAACAUUUUCAUGUGCAUGGAAUGCUCAAGCGCUCAGUACCCCUGAGUGGUAGGAGGGACUCAUUCCUCAGAGGAGCUGUUCUUGACUGGACAUUCGCCACGUUAAGGGCUUUAAUGCUCACUGGAAGAACUACUGUCCAACAAGAAGAGCUUUGUCUCACCAAGCUGAACAGGCCCUCUAGACUCUAAUUUCAAUUUUGAAGUCAGAGCUUUCCUCCUUAAUCCAGGUAUUCUGAAGAAUUCUAAGAUUUCACUAAAAUGACCUGCAUUCUGUCAUUUCAGUGGGAAAGAACUCUGUUCACUGAAGUCUGCCAGUUUGACUCUUUGACAGUAAAGUACUUAUCUCCUAAAUGGGUCCAUUUAACAGACCCAAUGAGGGAUGACUGAAGUUGCUGUAGCUUUUUCCUUGUAUUUUAGAGCCUAGGCCAUGUACACUACACCCUUGGAAUUUUCUUCUUUUUACAAUUCUGUAUGCUUCUGUUCUAAUUGCUAAUUGCCAGUACAAAAGAAAUACCACACUUUCCAUUUUAUAGACCUCACCUCCUGUUUAUGUCACACAUUUACACAAUCAGUUACAUUCUGGAGGAACUAAGAGGGCUAAUUCAAGUCUCAAGUGCCAAUGGACUCCAUCACUUAAGUCCUUGAGGGUAAUGCAUCUUCAUCGUUACUUUCCCUCAUGCUGGGGAAUGGCUUCAACUGUCAAACCUUAGAACAAAUGCAUUAUGACCUAAGAAGUGCCAAGUGUAUAUGAAUAAAAUGAACACAAUUCUCUGAUUGCGUAUUUUUGUAAAAUUUAAUAAACAACUUUUUAAACAUUA